ACCUCUAUACUGGAGACAUCCAACAAUAUUGCACCGGGCCGGCAAUCUUAGCCUCCUCAGCUAAAUGUAUCGGCAAAUGUUCCAUGAUAUUGAAAAAGCUCGGCGGAAAUAUUUUUUGGAGAUGACAAAGUGUAAGCACAAUCCGAGACUAGAGGUGGUCUAGGUCAUCUACUUGCAGAACCUUUGAACAUAACUGCCUAAAAAAAUUACAUUGCUCAAUCAGUGGCCCAACCACUUUCUUAUGCAAUAAACCCCUCACAGCAAUUGGUAAAAGUUGUUGCAUUAAUAUAUGACUAUCAUGGCUUUUUAGUCCAGAGAUAGUUCGUUGUUUAACAUUAACACACCGAGAAAUAUUUGAUGCAUAGCCAUUUGGAAAUUUGAGUUUCUUUAGAAAUGCACAAAAUGCAUCUUUCUCCCCAUUGUCCAUAGUGAAGCAUGAAGGGGGCAAAUAAAAUUUGUUACUCGCUUGUUGUGGGUGCAAGGCCUUUCGAAUGCCCAUUUCUUGCAAGUCUAGUCGAGCAUUCAGAUUGUCGUUCUCUUUUCCAGCAACAUUUAAAAGAGUCCAUAAUAAAUUGUCACAAACAUUCUUCUCAAUAUGCAUCACAUCAAGAAUAUGUCGAAUCGGAUUGUGCUCCCAAUAAGCCAACUCAAAGAAAAUGCUUUUCUUCUACCAAUUGUAGCUUAGAUGAGUCUCGUCAUCUUCAUAUACCCCAUUUAACCUCCUUUUUCGCUUUCUGGAAUGGCUGCUCUUGCCAUCCUUCCCAAAGUUGUUUUGAUAAUCUGAAGGAAACAUUUGUAACACAUAUGUACCCAAAAGUCGAGCUGGAUUCAUUUAACUUCAACAGUGCCAUCAAAUGGCAAUUUAUCUUUACGAAAUCCAUGAUCUUGACCCAACCAGCAUCGAUGCCCCAUGUAACAAAGCUUUUUUCCAUUUGUCAGCCAACGGUAACGGGUGUGCAUAUGACAACAAGGACAAGCUAAAUUACCUUUUGUGCUCCAUCCUAACAAAUUUGCAUAAACCGAAAAAUCAUUGAUUGUCCAUAAUAGCAUUGCCCGCAUUUGAAACAUCUGGUUUCUAGAUGUAUCAAACGUAUUAACACUAACCUCCCACAACUCCCUCAAUUCAUCCACUACAAGGCGCAAGUAUACAUCAAUGUCAUUUCUGGGAGCAUGAGGACCAUCAAUAAUC
Molecule: messenger RNA, 1189 nt
Organism: Ilex paraguariensis (yerba mate)
Lineage: Eukaryota; Viridiplantae; Streptophyta; Magnoliopsida; Aquifoliales; Aquifoliaceae
Source: the annotation of a GenBank genome assembly